Rhopalosiphum maidis (corn leaf aphid) is the source of this 1659-nucleotide messenger RNA. It is a transcript of the gene Bap60, whose product is annotated as brahma-associated protein of 60 kDa. Lineage: Eukaryota; Metazoa; Arthropoda; Insecta; Hemiptera; Aphididae. Gene Ontology annotation, cellular component: nucleus; SWI/SNF complex. Gene Ontology annotation, biological process: regulation of transcription by RNA polymerase II. The record is from RefSeq and is a predicted model, not a curated record. The transcript has 10 exons. The coding region runs from base 160 to 1659 and encodes 499 amino acids.
UAUAGUUUGUUUACAAUCAUAGAAAAGCAAUUUACUAUUCGUACACUCGGCAGUCGGCAUUCUAUGUAAACGUUUUUAAUAGUACAUUAAUAUUAAAAUUAAAUAUUAAUGUUCUUUUGUAGGUAAUUUGAAAUCAAUUACUGUACUGAAGAUUCCAAAAUGUCAAAUUUUCCACCUACCCCUACCAACCCAAAUGUUCAAAAUAGAUUUGGUCAAUACCCAAAUCAAACGUAUCCGAUGCAACAAAGGCCCGGCAUGUACCAACAAGGUGGUCCGAUACCUCAAGGUGUACCACCCAAUGCCAUGAUGGGAGCUCGUGGACCCCCCACUCAAGGAUUUAGCCCUAUGAGACAUGGCGCUGUCCCAAUGGUACCGAACCAGCCAACGCCUGGCAAAAGACCUGCUGAUAAUCGAAAUCCACCUCCCAUGGUCAAGGGUGAUUUUCCUCACAACAUACAAGUUCAAAAUAGCAGUAUUGGAAUGAGCAAAAAAAAGAAAAAAUUGGCAGAUAAAAUAUUACCCCAAAAAGUAAGGGAUCUUGUUCCAGAAUCACAAGCAUAUAUGGAUCUAUUGGCAUUUGAAAGAAAACUCGAUUCAACAAUCAUGAGAAAAAGAUUAGACAUACAAGAAGCAUUAAAGCGCCCAAUGAAACAAAAACGUAAAUUGCGUAUAUUUAUAUCAAAUACAUUUUAUCCUGCGAAAGAGCCUGGAGAAAAUGAAGAAGGAAGUGUCGCUUCUUGGGAAUUAAGAGUUGAAGGGCGUUUAUUAGAAGAUUCUAAAAAUGAGCCAAAUAAGAUAAAAAGAAAAUUUUCUUCUUUCUUUAAAUCAUUGGUCAUUGAACUUGAUAAAGAUUUAUAUGGGCCUGAUAAUCAUCUAGUUGAAUGGCAUCGAACUGCAACAACUCAAGAAACUGAUGGAUUUCAAGUGAAACGACCGGGAGAUAAAAAUGUACGCUGUACUAUUUUAUUGCUGCUUGAUUAUCAACCAUUGCAAUUUAAAUUGGACCAACGUUUAGCUCGACUUUUGGGUGUUCAUACUCAAACCAGACCAGUCAUUAUAAGUGCUCUCUGGCAGUUUAUAAAAACUCAUAAGCUACAAGAUUCACAUGAAAAAGAAUAUAUCAACUGUGAUAAGUAUUUGGAACAAAUAUUUAAUUGUACCCGUAUGAAAUUUGCUGAAGUCCCACAGAGACUUAAUACUUUACUUCAUCCUCCUGAUCCUAUUGUAAUUAAUCAUAUUAUAAGUGUUGAAGGUGUUGAACAAAAACAAACUGCAUGCUAUGAUAUUGAUGUUGAAGUGGAUGAUACUUUAAAAGCACAAAUGAAUAAUUUCUUAUUAUCCACUGCUAGCCAGCAAGAAAUACAGAGUCUAGAUAACAAGAUCCAUGAAACAGUUGAAACAAUCAAUCAGUUAAAGACAAAUAGAGAAUUCUUUUUGAGUUUUGCUAAAGAUCCUCAACAAUUUAUAUAUAAAUGGAUAAUCUCACAAACAAGAGACUUAAAGACGAUGACGGAUGUAGUUGGAAAUCCAGAAGAAGAACGAAGAGCAGAAUUUUACUAUCAACCGUGGACACAAGAAGCUGUUAAUCGUUAUUUCUAUUCCAAAGUUCAACAGAAACGGGCAGAACUUGAACAUCAGUUGGGUAUUCGUAACUCAUAA